GGAAAUGGGUGCAGGCAUAGUACAGAAAGCUCUCAACAGCUUGGGCAAAGGCUUCGACCUUGCCUCUGAUUUCCGUCUCAAAUUCUGCAAAGGUGAAGACCGUUUGGUUCUUCUCAACGAAACAGAGAGAACGGACCUCGCGAUUCCCGGUUUUGGACCCGUCUCCGAUGUCUCCGUCGAUGUCAAAUGCGAUAAAGGCGACCGCACUCGAUACCAGUCCGAUAUCCUCACCUUCGCACAAAUGUCAGAGUUCUUCAACCAGAAAAGUUCCAUUCCAGGGAAAAUUCCGUCGGGGUUUUUCAAUUCCAUGUUUGGGUUUGAUGGAAGUUCAUGGGCAACCGACGCAGCGAACACCAAGUGCUUGGCUCUUGAUGGCUAUUUCAUCGGUUUGUUCACCGUCCACAUUGACCGGUACCCUCUGGUUCUGUCCGAAGAAGUCCUUCAAGCCGUUCCUUCUUCCUGGGAUCCUCCUGCGCUCGCAAGAUUCAUUGAGAAGUAUGGAACUCACAUCAUUGUGGGACUUGGCGUUGGGGGUGAGGAUGUGGUGCUAGUUAGGCAAGAUGCGUCUUCUAAUUUGGACCCAUCAGAUCUCAAGAAGCACUUGGAUGAUCUUGGAGAUCAACUAUUCACUGGGACAUGCAAUUUCCUUCCAAAUGCUAAAGAGCACAAGUGCAAGGUACCACGGGCUUUUGAUGUUUUUGGUCCACAAACUGUUGCCUUCAAUAGUUGCUCAUCUAUUAGUUCAAAAGAUGGAAUUACUGUGAUAUGUUCUAAGAGGGGAGGGGAUACCCAAGUGAGCAACCACUGUGAAUGGCUUCUCACAGUGCCUGAUAAUCCGGAUGCUAUUCAGUUUAGCUUCAUUCCCAUCACUUCACUUCUUAAAAAUGCUCCUGGCAAAGGCUUCCUAUCGCAUGCCAUCAACCUCUACCUCCGAUAUAAGCCGCCUCUCUCAGAACUGCCAUACUUUCUUGAUUUCCAAGCAUAUAAAGUUUGGGCUCCCAUUCACAAUGAUCUGCCCCUUGGUCCAAUGGCAAAUAGAGCUACCCCCUCACCUUCUCUCAGCUUGAAUUUGAUAGGUCCUAAGCUGUAUGUAAACACUGCUAAGGUAAUAGUGGGGAAAAGGCCUAUUACAGGGAUGCGCCUGUUUCUCGAGGGCAUGAAAUGCAACAGAUUAGCUAUACACUUGCAACAUCUACUAAACACUCCAUUGAUGCUUGAGAACAAAAUACAGGACACAGCCAUAUGGUCAGAAGAAAUUAGUGAUGAAAGGUACUUCGAAGCUAUCAAUGGAAGAAAAUUUUCGCAUGUGUGCACGGCACCAGUGAAAUACAACCCUAGAUGGUGCUCCGGGAAAAAAGAUGUGGCCUUCAUUGUGACAGGGGCUCAGCUUCAUGUGAAGAAGCAUGACUCAAGGAGUGUCCUCCAUCUCAGGCUAUUAUUCUCUGAGGUGUCUCGUUCUGUUGUUGUACAGUCAAAUUGGACAAGAUCCUCCAGUGAGCUUUCCCAGAAGACUGGGAUUUUCUCAGCAAUAAGCACAUCAAUUUCUGGUAAUAAAGAUCAGAAAAAACCAGCAGUGGUUGUGGAUUCUGGCGUGUUCCCUACAGGACCUCCAGUUCCAGUACAAAAACAAAAGCUUCUAAAAUUUGUAGAUAUGUCACAGCUAUGCAGGGGCCCACAAGAUAGCCCCGGCCAUUGGUUGGCCACUGGAGCAAGAUUGGUCUUGGAAAAGGGUAAAAUAUGCUUAAGUGUCAAGUUCUCUUUGUUGAACACUGAUUCAUGAAAGUUGAAAGACAGAAAUCACCACAUAUACAUCCCAAAAGGGCUACAUUAUGUGUUCAUACUUCAGACUCUGUGCUGCUUGAUAGAGGUAGUUAAUAGGCUCAAUUAUACUUCACUUUUGUAACUAUAUGUAGCAUAAUACUGUGCAGCUCAAUGCCAUGUUGGCUUCAUACGUUGUAUUUAUUCUUUUAUUCUUUCGCACAAGCCGGGACAGUUUUAUACAAGAUUGUACAUUUUGGAAGAAAAAUAGCAUACAGAUUCUCGCAAAUCA
This is a messenger RNA of Neltuma alba, 2050 nucleotides long. RefSeq names its product MACPF domain-containing protein At1g14780. Gene Ontology annotation, biological process: plant-type hypersensitive response; regulation of salicylic acid mediated signaling pathway. NCBI's taxonomy places the organism in Eukaryota, Viridiplantae, Streptophyta, Magnoliopsida, Fabales, Fabaceae. Gene Ontology annotation, cellular component: plasma membrane. The transcript has 8 exons. The record is from RefSeq and is a predicted model, not a curated record. Bases 5 to 1780 code for a protein of 591 amino acids.